GCCUGUGACCUGAGGGUUGAGCUCACGGAAACUCCCAGGGAAGUCACCGACAUUGUCCCUUUGCUCUACCUGCUGACCGCUGCUCUCCCCCAAUUCCUCCCGAAAAAUGGAGCGAUCCACACAAGAACUUUUCCUCAACUUCAUGAUUGUCCUGAUUACUGUAUUGCUCAUGUGGCUCCUUGUGAAGUCUUAUCAGGAGUAAAAGACAAUUAGAAACUCUGGGAGGUGAAUUAAGCGUGUAACACCACAGCACGCUGCUGUGAGUAGCUUUCGGUCAGUUGAGAAUGUCAUCAAUUAUUUUUUUACUCUCUCAAAUGUGUUGCCUGUGCUAAUGUUUGUGAUGGGUCUAUGAUGGUGUAAUUAUUUUAUUCUGCUGUGAUCCAGCUGUAAAAUGUAAAAUGCGAGAUCCUUAGAAGCUGUUUGACAUGGCUGCCUUCUCUGGCAGUUACUGUGAAUGCUGUAACCCCUGCCCACCGCGCCGGCCUGUUUGGCAUCGGUGUGAAGUUCUUGAGGGCAUAAAACUGCAGUAUGCGAUGUAACUGUCUGUAUUAACUAGUGUUACAAGGCACAAAGUCGCUUAGCAGAAAGGAAUGUGAGACUUUACUUUCACUUGGUCAUUUCACUUAAAUAAAGAACAUGUAAAACCA
Molecule: messenger RNA, 647 nt
Organism: Columba livia (rock pigeon)
Lineage: Eukaryota; Metazoa; Chordata; Aves; Columbiformes; Columbidae
Gene: SLN
Product: sarcolipin
Exons: 1
Coding region: 107-202 (31 amino acids)
Cellular component (GO): membrane
Molecular function (GO): enzyme regulator activity
Source: RefSeq, a predicted model, not a curated record